Messenger RNA from Colletotrichum phormii, 482 nucleotides. RefSeq lists its product as uncharacterized. The transcript has a single exon. The coding region runs from base 96 to 311 and encodes 71 amino acids. The record is from RefSeq and is a predicted model, not a curated record. Lineage: Eukaryota; Fungi; Ascomycota; Sordariomycetes; Glomerellales; Glomerellaceae.
CGAAUAUGAUGCAACAGGAUGAGACACAGUACAUCAGCCUUCCAAGGGGGGGAAGAGAAAAUAAAUAGAAUCUGUUGGAACCUAUGUGCUGACAAAUGGCAAUCAGAUUGAACAGGAACCUGUCCGAGGAGACCAAAGACACGAACAGCUCAGGAGGGACAAAUCGAAGCAGCGGUGAGAGUGCCGGUGGUACUCGCAGCAAUGGGAAGCCGAAAGGGGAAUUAUCUGCAACCGUGGAUACUCUUCUGAACAAGGCGUUGGGGUUUGGAGGUGCGAGUGAGGUCGAGAAGAAGAAGGGCGGUGCUGCGUAGCCGGUUCUGGCGUCCAAGGUUGCCUACGACUCUCAUCUGUCUGAGGGGACGGUUACGAAACUAUGACCUUGGCUUUGAAGCGUUGCUCCGUCUUGUUUUGCUAGACUGUACUGUAUGCAACGAAUCUCACGUUGAUUGACUCAACAAGAUUGAUGUUCUCGAGUUGAUACC